AUAGACUUAUAAGAUUGUUGUAUGUAUUAUUUUAAAUAAUUGUUCAAUAAAAACCGCAUCAUUUUUUCGAGUGGAACUGUUUGUGUAAAGAUAAUGUUAACAUAAUUCAUUUGAAUUUUAUGGUGAAAACAAGCGGACAAUGUGCGAUAUAUGAGAACAAUUGUUUACUUAUCGAAAUCCACAGUGUUAAAAGUUUUAUUUUAAAUGUGUAUUUAUAAUAAUACAUAAACAAAAUGACAACACCGGAAAUAAAAUAUGUGACGGAGGUGCCAAGCAGUUUGAAACAAUUAGCACGGCUCGUUGUUCGAGGAUUUUAUUCCAUAGAAGAUGCACUUAUAAUUGAUAUGUUAGUUCGAAAUCCCUGUAUGAAGGAAGACGAUAUAGCCGAGUUAUUACGUUUUGAGAAAAAGCAAUUACGUUCUCGAAUAUCUAUCUUGCGAAAUGACAAAUUCAUACAAAUGCGCUUAAAGAUGGAAACCGGUCCAGAUGGAAAGGCUCAAAAAGUAAAUUAUUACUUCAUAAAUUAUAAAAGUUUUGUCAAUGUUGUAAAAUAUAAACUGGAUAUAAUGCGUAAACGUAUGGAAACAGAGGAACGUGAUGCUACAAGUAGGGCCAGUUUCAAAUGCACAUCUUGCGGUAAAACUUUUACCGAUUUGGAAGCAGAUCAACUAUUUGACAUGGAAUCUCAAGAAUUUCGCUGUACAUAUUGUGGUGAUCCUGUGGAAGAGGACACCUCAGCCAUGCCAAAAAAGGACUCAAGACUAAUGUUAGCAAGGUUUAACGAUCAACUAGAGCCAUUGUACGAAUUACUUCGGGCAGUAGAGGGUAUUAAAUUAGCCCCGGAAAUUUUGGAGCCAGAACCUGUGGAUAUAAAUACGAUACGAGGCGUUACGAAACCUUCUCAGCGAAUCGAUAGUCAGCAAUGGUCUGGUGAAGCUACUCGUAAUCAAGGUUUUACAGUUGAAGAAACAAGAAUUGAUAUAAAUCUAGGAGAAGAGUUGGUUGAAACUACUACUGAAAAGAAAUCUCGACCAGUUUGGAUGACAGAAAGUACAAUUCAAAAUGAAUCAAAUGUUGAUGGUCCUGACACAAUUACAAAUGAUUCAUCACAAUCAUCAGUGCUUCUUACAACAACAACAACAUCAAGUGGAACAGCUUAUAACAGAAAUAAAAAAGAAACCGAAGACACCAUGUCCUUAUUACUUCUGCAUGAAAAACAGCCUGGACAAAAAGAUCAAUUUUCGAAAGAUCUGAGAUUUGGUUCCUCAAAUCAUAAUUCAAGUGAUUCCAGUGAUGAUGAUAGAGACAUUGAAAAUACAGAAAUUCCUGAUAUUGACCAAAAUUUUAUUGAUUCUAAUUCCGAAGAUGAUGUGCCCAGUGUUUUAGCUGGUGGCAAAUCGUACCCAAUAAACAAAAUUAAUGAUGAGAUAAUUGCGCAAAUGACAGAACAGGAAAAAGAGCAUUACAUACACGUUUAUCAAGAACAAUUCAGCGAUAUAUAUUAUUAAGGAGUAAAUCUGUUAAUGCAUUUCAAAAGUAUCACGUUAUUUUUAUACGCUGAAGAUAUUAUAUAGAUGUCUCUAUGAAUUGCAGCAUACAUUUUGGGUCAUUAAGCAAUAAAAUAGCACUAUCGUUGAAGGCGACUUAAUGAAAAGCUACGCUUAUAGGAUUACAACAUGUCCUGAAUUUAGAAUGCUGUUGGGACAUUCUAUUUAUUACUGCAACCACAUUGUUAAUUAGAAGUUUUUAAAAAUUGUUAUAACUUAAAUUUUGAUACCGAAAUAUAUAAAAUUCGAUAAUAAAUACAAUUAAUAAG
Messenger RNA from Teleopsis dalmanni, 1816 nucleotides. RefSeq names its product general transcription factor IIE subunit 1 (gene TfIIEalpha). The record is from RefSeq and is a predicted model, not a curated record. Lineage: Eukaryota; Metazoa; Arthropoda; Insecta; Diptera; Diopsidae. Gene Ontology annotation, biological process: transcription initiation at RNA polymerase II promoter; transcription open complex formation at RNA polymerase II promoter. The coding region runs from base 234 to 1508 and encodes 424 amino acids. Gene Ontology annotation, cellular component: transcription factor TFIIE complex. The transcript is spliced from 3 exons.